Myotis daubentonii (Daubenton's bat) is the source of this 1982-nucleotide messenger RNA. It is a transcript of the gene HACL1, whose product is annotated as 2-hydroxyacyl-CoA lyase 1. The record is from RefSeq and is a predicted model, not a curated record. Gene Ontology annotation, biological process: fatty acid alpha-oxidation. NCBI's taxonomy places the organism in Eukaryota, Metazoa, Chordata, Mammalia, Chiroptera, Vespertilionidae. Gene Ontology annotation, cellular component: peroxisome. Gene Ontology annotation, molecular function: magnesium ion binding; thiamine pyrophosphate binding; catalytic activity.
GGCCGCUCCUGGUCCGCUUGCCGCCGACUGGGGGACUGUGUUGAACUUUGAGGUGGAAGAUGUCGGAAAGUAACUUCGGCGACGCAAGCGAGGAACAGGUGUCUGGCGCUGCAGUCCUCGCCCGGGCCCUGAAAGCGCAAGAUGUGAAGUACAUGUUUGGCAUCGUGGGCAUCCCAGUGACCGAAAUCGCCAUCGCCGCCCAGCAGCUGGGCAUCAGAUACGUGGGGAUGAGGAAUGAGCAGGCGGCUUGUUACGCUGCCUCUGCGGUUGGAUAUCUGACAGGCAGGCCGGGAGUAUGCCUUGUUGUUUCUGGCCCAGGUCUCGUGCACGCCUUGGGUGGUAUGGCAAAUGCAAACAUGAACUGUUGGCCCUUGAUUGUGAUUGGUGGUUCCUCUGAAAGAUGUCAGGAAACAAUGGGAGCCUUCCAGGAGUUUCCUCAGGUUGAAGCUUGUAGAUUAUAUAGCAAGUUCUCUGUCCGGCCGAGCAGCAUAGAAGCUAUUCCAUCUAUUAUCGAAAAGGCUGUAAGAAGCAGUAUUUAUGGUCGUCCAGGUGCUUGCUAUAUUGACAUACCUGCAGAUUUUGUGAACCUCCAGGUCAAUGUGAAUUCUAUAAAGUACGUGGAGUGCUGCAUGCCACCUCCUAUUAGUAUGGCUGAAACGUCUGCUGUACAAAUGGCAGCAUCUGUUAUUAGGAAUGCCAAACAGCCCCUUCUUAUCAUCGGGAAAGGUGCUGCUUAUGCCCAUGCAGAGGAGGGAAUCAGGAAAUUGGUGGAGCAAUGUAAAUUGCCAUUUUUACCCACCCCCAUGGGAAAAGGUGUUAUCCCUGACAAUCAUCCAAAUUGUGUAGCUGCUGCCAGAUCCAGGGCUUUGCAAUUUGCUGAUGUAAUCGUGUUAUUUGGUGCCAGAUUAAAUUGGAUAUUGCAUUUUGGACUGCCUCCAAGAUAUCAGCCAGAUGUGAAGUUUAUCCAGAUUGAUAUCUGUGCAGAAGAACUGGGGAAUAAUGUAAGACCUGCUGUGACUUUGCUGGGAGAUAUAAAUGCAGUCACUAAACAGCUUUUAGAACAAUUUGACAAAACACCGUGGCAGUAUCCUCCAGAGAGCAAAUGGUGGAACACUCUGAGAGAAAAAAUGAAGAGCAAUGAAGCUGCAUCCAAGGAAUUAGCUUCCAAAAAAUCCUUGCCUAUGAAUUAUUACACAGUAUUCUACCAUGUUCAAGAACAACUACCUAGAGACUGUAUGGUGGUAAGUGAAGGAGCAAAUACUAUGGAUAUUGGACGCACUGUGCUUCAAAACUACCUUCCUCGUCACAGGCUAGAUGCUGGUACUUUUGGAACAAUGGGAGUCGGUUUGGGAUUUGCCAUUGCAGCUGCUAUAGUGGCUAAAGAUAGAAACCCAGGACAGCGAGUCAUCUGUGUGGAAGGAGAUAGUGCAUUUGGGUUUUCUGGCAUGGAAGUAGAAACCAUCUGCAGGUACAACUUGCCAAUUGUACUUUUGGUGGUGAAUAAUAAUGGAAUUUACCAAGGUAUUGAUACAGAUUCUUGGAAGGAAAUGUUAAAAUUUGGAGAUGCUACUGCUCUGGCCCCUCCAAUGUGUCUUCUGCCAAAUGCACAUUAUGAGCAGGUCAUGACUGCAUUUGGAGGCAAUGGGUAUUUUGUACAAACACGAGGAGAACUCCAAGAAUCCCUGAGGAAAAGCUUAGCAGACACAACUAAACCCUCUCUUAUCAACAUCAUGAUUGAGCCGCAAUCCAUGCGGAAAGCCCAGAUACUGCAUUUUAAGACCUUGUACCAGCAAAAAGAUUAUGACUCGCUGAAAGCUCAGAUGAUGGAGGAGCAAAAGAUGGCAAGUAAAUUUCCCUACAAGGAGUUACUGAGGCUACAGGGUUUAAAUGUCUUCCUCAAGGAUAUAACAAGAUGGAAAGAGUCCCGACCAUUUCCAAGAAGCUGCCUAAGGAACUGCUUCGCCUGAAUGAAGUCUCUUCUU